Molecule: messenger RNA, 574 nt
Organism: Closterium sp. NIES-67
Lineage: Eukaryota; Viridiplantae; Streptophyta; Zygnematophyceae; Desmidiales; Closteriaceae
Source: the annotation of a GenBank genome assembly
GCUGGGUCAAUGGAGCUGAUGAGUUGCAUACACAACUAGAUUAUCUGCUGGAGGAAAACUUUAUCCGCCCAUCCACAUCACCCUACGCCGCGUCGAUUCUCUUCAACCCAAAGAAAGACAGAGGCCUAUGGACAAGUACCAAUUAUCGAGCGCUCAACAACAUCACUAUAAAUUCCGUUACCCGAUUCCGCGAGCCCGACGAUCUCAUCGACCAACUUCGCGGGGCCAGGAUUUUUUCCAAGAUUGAUCUACAAGGAGGUUACCAUCAGAUUCGUGUCGCUGAAGCUGAUAUUCCGAAGACUGCUUUUCGAACCCGUUAUGGAAGUUACGAGUAUACACUGAUGCCGUUUGGGGCUGACGAACGCACCCUCCACUUUUCAACUAACCAUAAACAAAGUCUUCCCGCUCGCUACUGGACAAGUGCGUCAUCGUCUACCUGGGAUGACAUCCUGGUGUACAGCACCUCGCGGGAACAACAUUUGAUGGACCUGGAAGCAAAUUUUACCCCUCUGCAAUCAACACUGACUCAUUACCAAGGGCUCUAAUUGCGAGUUCUUAAAAGAGGAGUUGGAAU